Pleuronectes platessa (European plaice) is the source of this 3442-nucleotide messenger RNA. RefSeq names its product gastrula zinc finger protein XlCGF57.1-like. Gene Ontology annotation, molecular function: DNA-binding transcription factor activity, RNA polymerase II-specific; RNA polymerase II cis-regulatory region sequence-specific DNA binding. Lineage: Eukaryota; Metazoa; Chordata; Actinopteri; Pleuronectiformes; Pleuronectidae. The transcript has 2 exons. Gene Ontology annotation, biological process: regulation of transcription by RNA polymerase II. The record is from RefSeq and is a predicted model, not a curated record. The coding region runs from base 33 to 1595 and encodes 520 amino acids.
UCAGAGACUCAGAUUGGGGAGGAAGGAGGAACAUGUCGGCCGUGCAGCUGCUGCGGGUGUCGGUACAUGAGCGGAUCAGCGCUGCCGCUGAAGACUUCCUGCUGCAGGUGGAGAAAGGAGGAGGAAAGGCUGAAGUCCUGGAGCUGAGAGCGAUGCUCACCGAGCGGCUCGCGGGGGCGGGGGAGGAGAUCCUCACGAGGCUUGAGGAAACCGUGGCUGGGUACGAGGACCGAGUGGAGCGGUCCGAGCGGGAGAGGAGGGUGAUCGAUGCCGCGAUGCAGCCCGUAGUCCGGCUGCACAGAGCAGUGUGUCCUGCAGACGUCCAGCAACUGAUGGUGAUAAAAGAAGAGGUAUCCCCUGAGCAGCCGCAGAGGAACCCUCUUGUGGACCAGGAGGACCCAGAGCCCCCCCACAUUAAAGAGGAACAAGAGCAACCGUGGACCAAUCAGGAUGGACAGCAGCUUCAAGGACUGGAGGAGGCUGAUAUCAAGUUCACAUUGACUCCUGUCGCUGUGAAGUGUGAAGAAGAUGAAGAGAAACUUAAAUCGUCAAAGCUUCAUCCGAGUGAGAGGAAGGAGAACAAAGCGGACUGUGGAGGACCAGAACCAGCCAGGAACUCAGGUCCUGAUGGACGUUUACAACAAGGUCCUGAGGAUAAGAAGGAAGACUCUUCUGAGACUGAAGAGAGUGAGGAUGAUUGGCUGGAGACCAGGGAACCUCAGACUGGCUUAAAUACAAGAAACAACAAACGGCCUCUAAGUGAUAUGGGAUGUAAGACAGAGAAAAAAUCGUUUAGUUGCUCUGAGUGUGAUAAAAGAUUUAGCCUACGGAGCCAUCUAAAUACACAUAUGAGGAUUCAUACAGGAGAGAAACAAUUUAGUUGCUCUGAGUGUGGUAAAAGAUUUUGCCAUAGGGGCAAUCUAAAUAAACAUAUGAUGAUUCAUUCAGGAGAGAAACCAUACAGUUGCUCUGAGUGUGGUAAACAAUUUAACCGAAGGGGCGAUCUAAAUACACAUAUGAGGAUUCAUACAGGAGAGAAACUGUUUAGUUGCUCUGAGUGUGGUAAAAUAUGUAGCUGUAGGGGCAGUCUAAAUAGACAUAUGAGGAUUCAUUCAGGAGAGAAACCAUACAGUUGCUCUGAGUGUGGAAAAAAAUUUAACCUAAGGGGCGAUCUAAAUACACAUAUGAGGAUUCAUACAGGAGAGAAACCGUUUAGUUGCUCUGAGUGUGGUAAAAUAUUCAGCCAAAAGAGCAGUCUAAAUACACAUAUGAGGAUUCAUACAGGUGAGAAACCGUUUGGUUGCUCUGAGUGUGGUAAAAAAUUUAGCUGUAGGCGCAGUCUAAAUAGACAUAUGAGGAGUCAUUCAGGAGAGAAACCAUACAGUUGCUCUGAGUGUGGUAAACGAUUUAACGAAAGGGGUGAUCUAAAUAAGCAUAUGAUGAUUCAUACAGGAGAGAAACCAUUCAGUUGCUCUGAUUGUGGUAAAAGAUUUAACCUAAAGGGAAAUCUAAAAAGACAUAUGAGGUUUCAUUCAGGUGAAAAACAGUUUAGUUCAGGGGUGUCCAAACUUUUUAUCCCGAGGGCCACAUAUUGAAAAAAAUACGGCGGUCCGGGCCACUCACGGCCGCAGAUGGCCCGCGGGCCGUAGUUUGGACACCCCUGGUUUAGUUGAUCUGAGUGUGGUAAAAGAUUUAAGAUUCAGUCCUAUUGUACGAGACAUGUGAGGAUUCAUAAAGGAGAGAAUUGAUUCAGUUGCAACCUUUGCAACAAACAUUUAUUCGGAUUUAUCAACAGAUAUUCAUAGUUCACUGUUUUAAAUAGACAUUUUACAGUUUUUAUGUCCAUAUAAAAUAUAACGUAUUGAAUAACACAAAAGAUUUGUGUUUAUAUCUUAUUUCUACAGAUUUCUACAUAAUCUAUUUUUCAUAACGUCCUUCAUGUAAUUUUAAGGUUAAAGUGUUUUCCUUGCACAGUAUGUAAGUCAAUCAAUCAAUCAAGUUUUAUUUGUAUAGCCCAUAUUCACAAAUUACAAUUCAUCUCAUAGGGCUUUAACAGGGUGUGACAUCCUCUGUCCUUAACCCACAGCAAGAGUAAGGAAAAACUUCUAAAAACCCUUUUAACAGGGUAAAAAUAUGUAGAAACCUCAGAGAGACCCACAUGUGUAGGAUCCCUCUCCCAGGAUGGACAGAAGUGCAAUAGAUGCCACGUGCAGGAAAACAUCAUCAAGAUUAAAGUCUUCAAGAUUAAAGAUUAAAGUCUCUAGCAGCAUUUGAUGAGGGUAAACAUCCCGAAGGACAACCCCAACAUGACAUGCCAAGCAGACCAGACGCCACUCCAGACCUCAGUCACCUUCCACCGCCGCCCACCAGGACCCAUCACAAGCCACCACCGCGGCCCUUGUCCACCGCCCGUGCCCAAUGCCAACACGACACAGGGUCCGCCACCAGCACCACGAUCAGCCCACAUAACUCAGAAUCCGCCACACUGGAUCCAACACUGCGACCCCCGUUGCGCGAUCCACAAACCGCAAUCCAUGGUGCGGCCACAGAGGCCCUGGAUCUGCGGGUGAUAAAACAAAGGGAUUCCGGGGAAAGGGGAUAGGGAUGGAGAAGCUGGAAAGAGAAGCUCCGUGUGUCAUGUGUCAUAAAAUAGAACAAAUAACGUUCUGGCGUACUAAUUAGCUCUAACUAUAAGCUUUAUCAAAAAGGAAGGUUUUGAGCAUACUUUUAAACGAACAGAUGGUGUCUGCCUCCCGAACUGAAAGUGGUAGAUUAUUCCACAGCCGAGGGGCUUGAUGGCUAAAAGCUCUGGCUCCUACUCUACUUUUAGAGACCUUAGGGACGACAAGUAGGCUUGAAUUCUGGGAGCAGAGUGCUCUAGUGGGUUUAUAAGGUACUAACAGCUCUUUAAGGUAAAAAGGCGCUAUAUUAUUAAGGGCCUUGAAGGUGAGGAGGAGAAUUUUAAAUUCUAGUCUAGAUUUAACUGGAAGCAGGUGUAGCGAUGCUAAUACUGGAGAAAUGUGCUCUCUUUUCUUUGUUCUCGUCAGGACACGUGCUGCGGCAUUUUGGACAAGCUGUAGAGUCUUUAACGACUUACUGCUGGAGCCUGAUAAUGAUGAAUUACGAUAGUCCAGUCUCGAUGUAACAAAGGCGUGGACUAGUUUUUCUGCAUCUUUUUGUGAAAGGACAUGUCUAAUUUUUGAAAUAUUACGCAAGUGGAAAAAAGCGGUCCUAGAAAUUUGUUUUAAGUGACUAUUAAAGGAUAAAUCAGGAUCGAAGAUCACUCCCAAGUUCCUGUAAGUGUGUUCUUAACUGGUUCAUUUGAUUUAAAUAUGUUUGUUUUAAAACAAUGGUUUCUUGGUUCGUGAGAUUCAAUGACAGUGUUUGUUCUCCUUUAUGUAUUGAAUGUGUUUCCAAGAAUAAAAGUCUAAUAAAAAGAUAA